Messenger RNA from Sclerotinia sclerotiorum 1980 UF-70, 1842 nucleotides. RefSeq lists its product as hypothetical. Bases 1 to 1842 code for a protein of 613 amino acids. Gene Ontology annotation, cellular component: SBF transcription complex; MBF transcription complex. Gene Ontology annotation, molecular function: DNA binding; transcription regulator activity. The transcript has 4 exons. Lineage: Eukaryota; Fungi; Ascomycota; Leotiomycetes; Helotiales; Sclerotiniaceae. The record is from RefSeq and is a predicted model, not a curated record.
AUGCUGUCCGUAGCAUCGCUACUCAAUCCUGCGAAGUCAGAACCGCGAAGCACUCGAUUACCAUCAAGUCCUCCAUCAUCGCUGUGCACAUCAUCGCCCUCUUAUGGACAUCCUCUCUUGCCCAUUCAAUCCUCAUUCAUCAAGAAACAAAAGAUGACUAAGGACGGUGCAGUUUUCGCCAAGGGUACUAAGAUUAAGGGCGAUGUAAACUUUCCACCGUUUGAACACCUGAGCGAAGAGACUAUGCGGGAAGUCCAAAAAUUCCAUGUGUAUCCACUUGGUAAGAUUCAGGAUUACUGCCGCCAUAUUCCUUAUAACAGCGAGAAAAAAAACUUUUUGGAAAAGACUGGUCGGGAGAGCUUCGAAGUAUUUCAGUACGUAUUCAAAGUGCCUGGUGAUGACAAGGAUUACACUGUUAUGUGGGAUUAUAAUGUCGGGCUUGUUCGCAUCACUCCUUUCUUCAAAUGUUGCAAAUACUCUAAGACAACUCCGGCGAAGAUGCUUGGCUUGAACCCAGGCCUGAAGGAAAUCACGCACAGCAUCACUGGUGGCGCUCUAGCAGCACAGGGUUACUGGAUGCCAUACUCCUGCGCCCUCGCCGUUUGCACGACUUUCUGCUCGCAUAUCGCUCCAGCUCUUAUCCCCAUCUUUGGUCCCUCCUUCCCUUCUCAGUGCGUCGUACCCGACGCUCCAGAACACGGCCGUAUGAUCAUCGACCCCCACAUCAUCCAUACUGCCACUGCGGAAGCCGAAUCUUAUCGUCUCCAAUACACAUCCCUCACCCCCAAAUCAUCAGCCAGCGUUACACCCCGCGAUUCUGCCAGUCCUCAACAACAAAGCUCCAAUUACAUGGUACGCACAAAUACUAUGACGCCGCCUGCAAGUUCAAGCAGUCAUCUCGAGCGAAGACUAAGACUCAAGAGAACGUACGGUGGUGAAAGCCCAUAUGCGGAGAGUAGCACUGAUCACGAUGCUACGAGCGAGACAUCCAGUGGUGAUGCUGCGUACUUUUGUUCGCCAGUAACACCAACAUCUGGUCUCCCCGUUACGAAUUGGGGAAUCCAUACACGAUCGCAUCUUCCUAGUGGUCCUUCGCAUUCCUUGUCUGCUGCGAUGAAUCAUCAUCAGCAUCAGAAUAUGAAUUCUCAUUCUUCCAACUCGGGAAUCAGUAUGGGGAUGGGGAGUCACGGAUAUGGCCACGCUUAUAAUCAUGCACAUACGCAUAAUCGUAAGUUGAUGAAUACACACAUGGGUGUAAAUGGCGCCAUGAUCGUUGGGCCCACCGGUACAAAUCCAUGGCUAAGUGCUAUCCCACGAAGCAUAGGUGGGCUAGCCGACAUGACAGCUGGAUGGAGAGCUAAGCGAUGCGCAGAAGAACUGGAAGAAAGUGUUUCUGAUGAAAAAGAACAAGAAAGACAAAGAGUAAAAGAAAGAGAAAUCCAGCGUCCCCAUCCUUCAGACGAAGAAUACGACGGCGAAGAAAGCGCCAGUCCAACUGGUGAUGAAAAGAGUCCCAGCCGCGACGGCAAAGCCGUUACACUUGACACACCCUUCGCCACCGGCACAAACUUGGCUUCAGAGCAAAACCAAAGUAACACUGAAGCCCACCAUCAAGUACCUCAAGACAAAUCAACAGUCGCAGCAGGCGAUGAAAAGAAAGCAGCAUGGCUCUUGAUGAAACUCAGUGUUAAAGAUGGGCAAGUCGGCGCUGCAUCACCUAUACCCCUCUUACCUAGUGUAUCUGCACUUGGUACACCAAUGAUGGGGAGUUCGAGGUGGUGUAAAGAUGAAGUGAAUGGUGAUGGGCCUAGGGUUAAGAGGAGGAGAGCUCUUAGUAUGUGA